Paramecium octaurelia is the source of this 383-nucleotide messenger RNA. The record is from the annotation of a GenBank genome assembly. NCBI's taxonomy places the organism in Eukaryota, Ciliophora, Oligohymenophorea, Peniculida, Parameciidae.
AUGAAGUUCCAAUCACAUGGUCUUUAGAAGCAGCGGAUUUUGCAAAUUAAGUAAGCUUUAAAACUAUGAACUCAGUUAAUUCAGAGAAAGCCAGCUCAAAGAUUAGGGUCUGACAAUCCUGAAGCAGUGAAAAAUCAUAAGUGGUUUGAUGGAUUCGAAUGGAAUAAAUUACUUAAUAGAUAAUUAUAGCCACCUUACUUACCACAGAAUUAUAGCAACUCAGAUGGGUCAACUAAGGAUACAGAGUAGGAUACUAAGGAAAACAAUAUUAUGCUUAGGCGUAAUUCGAUUCAAGGUAUUCAUUUAAGAUCUAUGAAGCAUAAUUCGAGGGAUAUAGUCAUGAUCAAAAUGAACUUAUUUCUGCUGAACUAACAAAAUUAUGA